Molecule: messenger RNA, 756 nt
Organism: Diabrotica balteata
Lineage: Eukaryota; Metazoa; Arthropoda; Insecta; Coleoptera; Chrysomelidae
Source: the annotation of a GenBank genome assembly
AUGAAACAGGAACGUUUGAAAUUUGAUCUUUAUUUUAAAGCUGGUGAUCUGGAAACCGGAACGUUAAAUAAACUACCCAACUAUCAGAACCAUUUUACAUCUCAGAAUCGUUCCACAAACUUUCGACCAGAAAGAAAUGUAUUCAGACCCAACCGAAUUCCUAAUGAUCGGUUACCCAGGCCACAACCUAUGUCAAUAGCAUCUAGAAACAUAUUAAAUUCAAACGCUAGAUCAAAUUCCAAUAAAUACGAUAAUUAUCGGAGAAAUGAUUUCCCUAGACGAAGUCCUGAUACUAUAGCUGAGGAGCUAUACACAAAUAAUUAUCAAAACGAAAAUAAUAAUCCAAGAGAACCACAACAUGAACAAGUCAAUAGCUAUUUUAGAAAUUCUGAGUAUGAUUUACCACAAAACCGUCAAGGUGACCAAAAUUUUCAGAUAGAAGCCUCGGAAAGGAAACAAUUGCAGGCAUCAGAAACAGAAUGUGCAAAUUUAAAGAAAGAGGUAAACAGACAAAAAGACGAAAUUGAUAAAUAUAAGAAUGAAAGACAGAAUCUAACACAUCAGGUUUCGGAUCUCACAAGUGAAGUGACUAGUGUAAAAGAAGAAAUGAAAAUGUUGAAAAACCAAGAAAUUAUGUUAAAACGUGAAUAUAAAGCUCAAGUACAACACUCAGAAGAUUUAUCGAAAGAAAUAGGAAGAUUAAGACUGGAAACUAGAACCCUUAAUAAAGUUGCGAAUCUGAAUAUUUAUGUGUAA